AUGAUGAUCGGGGAGAAACUAAAGGAGCGCUGCGACGAAGAAGUGAUCAACGAACUGUGUUUGGCCAAUGGAGUGGCUUAUGAAAAAAUCGCCCGAGAAGGAGCCUACAUCACCUCCCUGGAGAUCUUCUUCUCUGGUUUCCCCCGCAUGGUUGGCCUUUCUUACUUCCCGAGGCUCACCCAGCUCACCAUCGUGGGCCAGGAUAUUAAUCUGAUAGAAGGUCUGGAGGGUUGUCCUCUCCUCCGGGAGCUCUGGGUCACCCAGUGUCAUCUGACAGAAAUAUCUGGACUACAGAACUGUGCAAAACUGGAGAAACUCUAUCUUUAUGACAAUGAAAUCUGUGAAAUCAAGAAUUUAGAAAGGCAGACGAACCUACAAGUCCUGUGGCUCAACAAUAACUCCAUUCGUCACAUACAGGGCCUGAGCAAGCUUCAAAACCUCAAAGAACUGAACCUUGCCGACAACAUUAUUGAAAAGAUUGGGCAUAGCCUUAAUCCUAAUGUUGGCCUUCAAAAUCUUAAUCUGUCCGGGAACGAGAUCCGCUCUUUUAAGGAGCUGACCCUGCUAGCGCGCUUACCCCAUCUGAGAGAGCUAGCACUGAGGGACGCCACUUCAGUCCCAAACCCAGUGUGUCGGCUGUGUAACUAUGCAACUCACAUUCUGUACCACAUGCCAGGCCUCCAGCGACUUGACACCUACGACGUCUCGAGCAAGCAAGUCAAGGAAGCUGCUGAGUCAACAGUGUUGAAGAAAAUUAUGUACUACAACAUGCGAGUACACACUGCUCAAAGGAACCUGGAAGAGACCCGGUUAAGUCUGAUCGAGAGGAAGAAAACUCUGCUGCUGUUGCCUGAAGAAUGUGUCAGGACACUAAGUCAUUCCUUCAAAAAUCUUGAACGUGAGCUCUCCAAGGUGCUGACUAGUCGUAAGAAGUCUGCCUGCAAAUUGGACGAUGUACCAGGAGGACCGACCCACUUAGUGGAUGGUUCAUCCAACAGAUGUGAUCCAACCACUGACGUCAGCUGUGAUCCCACCAUGGAGCCAAAAAUACUCAUCAAGAUGAAAGCACUGAGGGAGAGACUGACACUGUGGAAGAAAAGGCUGAACGAGAUUGAAGCUUUUCAUGAGAGAGAGUUGGCUCAAGCCACACACAUGAUGGGAUACACAGUCCAGUUUCUGCUGAUGGAGCUCGAAAGUGUUGGAAACAUUCGAUUAGAGGAGGGUGGCCCCACAGACCCUUGGUUUAAUUCCUCUUGCGACCUCCUCCUUUCCCGCUUCUCACACUCAGACGUCAGUGUUCACGGCAUCACUGGCAUUAAGAUUGAUAGAGUUAUCCGCAUCUUCAACAGCGCCUUGAGGUUUCGCUUUGAGGACAAACUUCACAACCUGCUAGUCAGCGAAGACACUCUUAUCCAUUCACACAGGAUUUACAGAAAUCGGCUGGAUCACUUGUUCUACGCACCUGACCCGGAAAAAGACUGUGCAAUGGAAGAAAUUUUUAGCAUUUUGGAGGAGGGCUUUAAACCGGCAGGACACUAUAAGACCUUUGGGAAAGAGUGUGGCAUACCGUUAUCCAACAGCCUGAGUGUGACUGAACAGCCCAGAAUCGAACACACUCUGCGACAGGCCAGCAAACCGGACUCCAAGUACUGCAAGGAUCCAGUCCCAUUCAGGAACGGUCAGAUUAUUAUUUCCAAAGUGUACGUGGGUCACAGCAUCCCUCUCCGAGAGGAAGGUCCAGUUGACAAAGUCAGCCUUCGUAGAGUCUGCUCUGUGUAUCGCAAUGUGGAAACUAAGCUCAGAUCUGCAUCGAGCGAUGAAAGACCUCGCUCCUCCAAAACACACACUGGUCCUGAGUGCAGCCCCAGGCGGAGACAGUGGUUUGUGUUUGACCAUGAACUCGUCUUGCCUAAGUACCUUGUAUAUUUUCAAUAUGUAACUAGGAAACAAGAACAUCCUGCAUUGCCAGAACACAGCAAAGACAGAAUCAUUAUGGACAAGCAAGUCCUCAACAUGGUACCUGUGCUUAAACAGCAGCCUAAGUUGAUGAGCUUGGACGACAAAAUUCUGCUUAAUGUGGCCGGAGCUAACGUCCUGAGUCAGAUCACUGUACUGAACCUUCAUGGGAACAGUCUGAGCAAGAUAAAGGAGAUUUCCUGCCUCACGGCUCUGCGGCAUCUCACCAUCAGCUUCAAUGAGUUCACACGCCUCGAUGACAUUUCUCACAUGCCUUACCUUGAGUCUUUGGAUGCGAGCUUCAACCACCUGGUGACCCUCGAGGGGCUGAGGGGGCUGGGACAACUCAAGCAGCUUGAUGUGCGGUGGAACCAGUUGACCAAAGCCAGACAAGAUGCUGCAGUUUUAAGGAAACACACACCUGCUCUUCUGAAGCUUGACACCAGAUACAACCCUUGGAAGAGACUGGAGACGGCCAGAAGGACCAUACUGGGACGUCUAAAAACACUCACACACCUUGAUGAGCUGAUGGUCACAGAGGAGGAGGCUGCUAAUGCUGUUGCCAUGGCUGCAGAUUCCAAAAUUAACCAGGCAUCUCUUCUGGCUCACUCGCGCACUAAUACUGAUCGUCCCCGAAGUCUCAGCCUGAUAUCGACAGCUAAGCUCAUCUGCCUUGUCAGUCCAGCGCCCUGGGGGCUCAGCCAGCAGCUGCAGCCGGACUGGACCGCAAAGCUCACAGCCCUGAACCUUGACAGCCAGAGGAUUUCCAAGCUGACUAAUCUGAAUAAGCUGGUGAACCUGCGCUGGGCCUCCUUCAAUGACAAUGACAUCUCUAAAGUGGAGGGACUUGAGUGUUGCCUGAAGCUGGAGGAGCUUUCCCUGAACAACAACAGCAUCAGCACUUUCAGUGGCCUGUCAAAACUGCUUUGCCUGACUAAACUGAGUAUAGACGGGAAUCAGCUCUCUAGACUGGAUGUUUCAGUCCUCGAUCAGCUGCCCAACCUGACCUUUCUGUCUGUGGAGAACAACUGCAUCAGUUCCCUGUAUGGCAUCCAGAGGGUCAGCUCCCUGCUUGAACUCUAUAUUGGCAACAACCAGAUCUCUUCAUCACGAGACAUCUACUAUCUAAAGGGACUGUCCAACCUCAUCAUUCUGGAUCUUUAUGGGAAUCCUCUAGUGGAGAAACUAGAGUACUAUCGGAUAUAUGUGGUGUUCCACGUGUCUUCGCUGAAAGCUCUGGACGGGAUUGCUGUCGAAGUUCUUGAGUCUGAAAGUGCAAAGGACAUGUUUGGAGGAAGACUAACCUCGGACAUGGUGGCAGAGAAGCUGGGCCACUCUAACUUCUCAGACAUCACCUACCUCACUCUGCAGGCCUGCUCCAUUAGGAGCGUUGACCUCUCUCCAGUAGACAUAUUCAUUAGCCUGCGCAGUGUCAACUUGGACCACAACAACCUCACCUCUUUUUCGGGCCUUGUUUACCUGCCGAACAUCAAAUCUCUGUGUCUGAACAACAACCACAUCGAGUCCAUUCUACCCAGGCAGCGGACUCAGGCUCAUCUGACAAACAGACAGAUCCUCCACAGCAAAGUCCACUCCAGUGGUUACGGUCAGCAGAGUUCAUCCAAAGGAAACAGGGAAACUUGGCCCACUGGCAGCCGGGAGCCACUGAUGGCCAGCCUGGAGGUGCUGCAUUUGAGUGACAAUGGAAUCUCCAGUUUGGCCAAUCUGCAGCUCAGCAGGCUCACCAAUCUUAAAGCCCUUUUCCUUCAAGGUAAUGACAUCAGCCAGGUGGAAGGGUUGGAGGGGCUAUGCCAUCUAAGAGAACUGGUCCUAGACAGGAACCGCAUCAAAUCUCUGGCUGAGAACUCUUUCAUAGCCCAGAAUGUUCUGCUGGAGCUGCGUCUAGAAGAGAACCGCAUCCGGGAGCUCAACCAUCUCAAUCCUCUGACCGAGCUCCGCAAGCUGUUUCUCGGCAUGAACAAGCUGCAGGAUGUCACCGAGCUCGACAAACUAGAGGUUCUUCCAUCGCUGACAGAGCUCUCAGUGGUUGGAAAUCCUGUGGCCCGCAAGUCUCUCCACAGAGUACCAGUGGUGCUUCAUCUGUCCCAGCUGCAGGUCCUGGAUGGAGUGAUGGUCACUCUGGAGGAAAGGACCAGGGCUGAGCUCCUCAGUUGUGAUCCAUCGCUGUGCUCUCAGUACCCUGGAGCCCUUCUCCCCCCCACUGAGUUAAACCUACCUGGACUGCUCCCCCUCGUGCCUCGACACUCCUCUCUACGAGGAAUAAGUAUAAGUGGAGGACCGCAGACUAUCACGCUUGGGCAGGAUAUCCAGACGAAUAACACGGAUGAAGCACUGUCUCUUCAAACAAACAAGUACAAGAGGCGAAAGCAGAGUUAUCCAGCUCGAAGCACACAAACUGACGUUACCUUCAGACAAAUCAGAGGAACAGGAACUACCCUGCCAACCACAAGUCUACUGUGUGAUGGGAACAGACAUUUUGACCCAUAUAACAACCAGGAGCAAGAAACCAGAUUCCCAAAUAGUGGUAAACCUCCACCCAUGUAGCAUCCAGAGGAGGUCAAAGCCUGGAACAACCAUGACUGUGGCCCGUUGAUAUACUGUGAUUGCUAGCAAGGAAUGCAAUGCAUUUUGUUUUUAUAAUUUUUCAUUUUUUUCUACAUACCUUUAUACAGUAUAUUGAACUAGAGUGGCAAACAAUCGAGUGCUUAUCUCCUUCAAUGCCAUGCAGUCCUCUCACUCACUUCACUGGAUCUGGAUUUGAUUUGAAUCUGUGCUAAAUUGGACACAAACAUAAAUAUCAGUCCCGUAAACAUGCCUGAUUUUUUCCCUUGCUCCGCCUCCUCAGCCACAUCCACACCAAAAUGGAAUGAGUUCCUGCCUGACUCAUACCACAUCCGCCCACCAAGUUGUGUGUUAAUCCAUCCAGGAGUUUUUUUGAGAACAUAACCUCCUUGGUGGAGGUAAUGCGGACAUGGUCUUUGAAAAAGGCAAUACAGAACUUUCUAUGAACUUCAAACUAAAUGCAAUUUACAUGUUAAUAAAUCUUCUUUGGUGUUUGUUUAAAACAAAGCUUCCUUUGGUCUAAACACAAUCACACUACUUGAAAGGAACGUGUAUUGCACUCCUUUUCAAACGCAUUUAUAACCACUGAUUUUAUUUUCCCUCCACGCAAAUGGAUCACUAACCAUGGUAAUCUGAGGAUGAGAGGUUUUGGCGUCAUUUCCACCGCUAUCCAGUCCUUGGCCCCAAAAGAGUAAAAAAAAACACCCACAGAUGUACGGGCGUGUGAGGCUGGCAUGCUGUGUCCAUCAGGUCAAACGCAUCCCCAACAAGUGGGAUAAUCCAGCUUUAGCACACCUCUCUGUGGACAAUAAUCUGCAGUCACUCAGAUAAAGAUGUUAUCUUGAAUGAGGUCCAAAUGGAUUUCAGAGAACUGUCAGUUUCAUCACGUUAGCCUCUUUUCGAAAAGCUCACCGCAGUUUCGCCUGUAAUAGAUAAAUCUUGUGUGUUGUAACAGCAAAUAAACCUCCGUUUGAUAUGUA
This is a messenger RNA of Limanda limanda (common dab), 5519 nucleotides long. It is a transcript of the gene lrrc9, whose product is annotated as leucine rich repeat containing 9. The transcript is spliced from 32 exons. The record is from RefSeq and is a predicted model, not a curated record. Lineage: Eukaryota; Metazoa; Chordata; Actinopteri; Pleuronectiformes; Pleuronectidae. Bases 1 to 4521 code for a protein of 1506 amino acids. Gene Ontology annotation, molecular function: protein binding.